Clupea harengus (Atlantic herring) is the source of this 4608-nucleotide messenger RNA. RefSeq names its product acyl-CoA synthetase long chain family member 1a (gene acsl1a). Gene Ontology annotation, biological process: long-chain fatty acid metabolic process. Gene Ontology annotation, cellular component: membrane; endoplasmic reticulum. Gene Ontology annotation, molecular function: long-chain fatty acid-CoA ligase activity. Lineage: Eukaryota; Metazoa; Chordata; Actinopteri; Clupeiformes; Clupeidae. The record is from RefSeq and is a predicted model, not a curated record.
AUUGAUUUUUUUGUGUGUUAUUUAAUCGAACCUAGAGAUUGACUUCAGCGUUCUCUGUUACAAUGGCAUUAUCGUUAUUUGAAUAGGGGAUUAUAUCGACAAGCUGUCUACGACUGGUGGAGAAAGUAGGAAGCAGACACGUUGUAGCAAUUUUCUUUAGAUCCUAGUAUUACGCUACGUGGUGGUGAUUGUUAUUGAUUUGCAGAUAGUGAAGAGACGCCAUGCAGGCCCAGGAUCUCCUGAGACAGCUGCGGAUGCCCGAGAUCAGUGACGUGCGGGAGUAUGUGCGCAGCUUGCCCACCAACACGCUCAUGGGCAUGGGAGCCCUGGCGGCUGUCACCACCUACUGGUACGCCACGCGGCCCACAGCCCUCAAGCCACCCUGUGACCUCACCAUGCAGUCCAUCGAGGUGCCGGGAGAUGAGUAUGUCAGACGCUCUGUUCUGUUGGACGAGGGCAAAGAAUUGAUGACUUAUUUCUAUGAUGACGCACGCACUAUGUAUGAAGUGUUCACACGAGGAGUGCGGGUGUCCAACGAUGGGCCUUGCCUUGGCUCCAGGAAACCCAACCAGCCUUAUGAAUGGCUGUCCUAUAAGGAGGUACAAGACAUGGCCGAGAACAUAGGCUCCGCCCUCCUCCACAGAGGCCAAUCGCAGAGUGGGGACAAAUACGUCGGUAUCUUUGCCCAGAACCGGCCAGAGUGGACAAUUUCCGAGCUGGCAUGUCACACAUACUCCUUGGUGGCCGUCCCCCUAUAUGACACACUGGGCACAGAGGCUAUUGACUACAUCCUCGAGAAGGCUUCCAUCUCGACAGUGAUCUGUGAUGUGGCAGACAAGGUGCGACUGAUCCUGGACUGCGUGUCAAACCGUAAGCACACCGUCCGCACCAUCGCCCUAAUGGAUGCCUUCGACAGUGAGUUGGUGGCCCGUGCACAGACCUGUGGCAUUGAGAUCCUCAGCCUCAAGGACCUAGAGGCACUAGGCAAGGCCCACCAUACGACGCCUCAGCCCCCUAAACCAGAGGAUCUGGCUUUAAUCUGCUUCACCAGUGGAACUACAGGAAACCCAAAGGGCGCCAUGCUCACGCACGGAAACGUGGUGGCCAACUGCGCCGCUUUCAUCAGAGUAACAGAGGUGAACUGCAUGAUGAACCAGAGUGACAUUCACAUGUCCUAUUUGCCUCUAGCUCACAUGUUUGAGAGAGUGGUGCAGGGAGUCAUCCUCAUCCACGGGGCUCGGAUCGGCUACUUUCAGGGGGACAUUCGGCUGCUGAUGGACGACCUGAAGACCCUGCGGCCAACCGUCUUCCCUGUAGUGCCCCGUCUGCUCAACCGGAUGUUUGAUAAGAUAUUUGGGCAGGCCAACACUCCACUGAAGAGGUGGCUGCUGGACUUUGCCUCCAGGAGGAAGGAGGCAGAGAUGAAGAGCGGAGUGGUCAGGAAAGACAGCAUGUGGGAUACGCUCAUCUUCAGCAAAGUACAGGCCAGUCUGGGAAAUCGUGUGCGACUCAUGAUCACUGGAGCUGCUCCGGUCUCUCCCACGGUCCUCACUUUCCUGCGUGCCGCCCUCGGGUGCCAGUUCUAUGAAGGUUAUGGCCAGACUGAAUGCACUGCAGGUUGUUCUAUGUCCCUGCCUGGUGACUGGACAGCAGGUCAUGUGGGUGCACCUCUGCCUUGCAACCUAAUUAAGCUAGUGGAUGUUGCUGAUAUGAACUACCUAUCAGCCAAUGGAGAAGGAGAGGUGUGUGUUAAAGGAGCAAACGUGUUCCAGGGUUACCUGAAAGACCCAGAGAAGACUGCAGAGGCCAUAGAUAAAGAUGGCUGGCUUCAUACAGGCGACAUUGGCAAAUGGCUACCGAAUGGUACCCUGAAAAUCAUCGACCGGAAGAAGCACAUCUUUAAACUGGCCCAGGGGGAGUACAUCGCCCCUGAGAAGAUCGAAAACAUCUACAACCGCAGCGACCCUGUGGCCCAGAUAUUUGUCUACGGAGAGAGUCUGCAGGCCUGUCUUGUGGGCGUUGUGGUGCCAGAUCCUGAUUUUCUGCCUGGAUGGGCAAAAAAGAAGGGUAUCGAGGGCUCAUACACUGAGAUGUGCAAAAGCAAGGAUCUGAAGAACGCCAUACUGGAAGACCUCAUCCGACUGGGCAAAGAGGGUGGCCUUAAGUCCUUUGAGCAGGUGAGGGACAUUGUGCUGCACCCCCAGAUGUUCUCUGUGCAAAACGGCCUGCUGACCCCGACACUGAAGGCCAAGAGGACGGAGUUGAAGAACCACUUUAGAGAGCAGAUCGACCAACUCUACGCCCGCAUUAAAAUGUGAAGCACCACCAACACCACCACACAAGGGUGAAGCAACACCAACACCACCACCCAAGGGAAAAAGAGACAAAAAAAAAGCUGGAAAAGAGGAGUGUGCCACCAAGACAGACAAACAGGGCCACACAGACAGAAGCCAUAGCUUGAAUCCUGUUGUAUGUCUAUCAUAUGGACACCAAUGAUCAAGCAGCAGAUGACCUGCGCCAUCUCAAUUAAUAAUCUAAAAGUAAUCAUGGUAAUAUCAGAGUAACAUAAAGAACAUAUUUUUGCCUUUCAAGCAUCCUGGUCAGUUUGCUGAAAAGCACAAAGCUUACUGUUUUAACAGAGAGAUGAUGGAAUAACCUUAUGCCUUAGCCAAGAGUGACAAAGCUCCACACAUGUCCAAAGCCAGUGGCAAACACUCCAAACUCAGAGUGACCAUGUCCUGUGUCAACCCACACCUCUCCCUCAUUCCUGUCAAGAGAAGUGUUUGUGACCUUGCUUCUGCGCCACCAGGCUCAAGACCUUCAGUAAGAAUGUGACAUGGGACUGAAGUGUGGCUGAUGAAAAACCAUAUCUGUGUCACAACAUGAAUCGUGUAUCAUUUCAGUUGAGAAGUUGUAGUGUACAUAGCUAUCUAUUUAAAUGUUCUUUGUUGUUUCAGAGAUAUUUAUGGAAGAUCUGGAUGUAAGAAUGGAAGACAUAACUGAACAGACACAGGGUGAACGUGGAGUAGCCAGAGUAGACACCAUGCCAUUUCUACGCUUUCAGUCUAUGCUGCCGAGGUUCUAUUGACUGUUUUAAAUGUAGACACACGGCACCCUCAUAGUAUCCAGAUCCUCAUACCAAUAUAAUUUCGGUGCAUCUAGCAUCAAUAACAAACAGGUCAUAUGUAUGUGGUGUUUUCUUUCGCAAGAUAAGCUCAAUGGAUUAGUUAGACUCCUAGGUCAUGGUCAUGAAUGCACUCCUCUAUCAGCUGGUCUUUCCAUUAGAAUCACAACCUUUGCCUUUUAAAGAAAAACAAGACUUCAAAAGAUAGACAGGCACUUUAUUCAUCCGCAUCCUAUUUUAUUUUUAUUAAAACAUUACAACACCAAAAAUGGUUUAACAGCAGAAGAGUCCAGUCCAGUGGGUGAUGGGAAUUGAGGAGGGGGGGCUGCUGCUGCUGCUGCUUUUCUGGCCUGCCAGGAUGUUAAGGGGAUGGCUAACGUUGUCCAGGAUGUUGUGAAGGGUAUGGCUAACGUUGUCCAUAUGUUGUUAAGGGGAUGGCUAACGUUGUCGAGGAUGUUGUGCAGGGGAUGGCUAACAUUGUCGAGGAUGUUGUGCAGGGGAUGGCUAACAUUGUCCAGGAUGGCCUGCUCCUUACUCCAUGUGCCCCUUUCCACCAGUCCCCAGUCAUGCCAAGCACCAACUUGUCCAGCCGCCUAGUGUCCUUGUCGGUCAUGCCGCCUCCCCAGCAACCCACUGCGUAAAAGAGACACUUGCCACCACCAACUGAUAAAACAUAUGCAUCAUUUUACUGCAAAACCACAGCCUCCUUAGAAAAAGAACAGCCGGCUUUGCCCCUCUCAGUAAAGGGAAUCUAUGUUCAAGGAUCAGCUUGUUAUCCUAAGUAUUUGAAAGUCUGCACCACCGCAAUAUCUACGCUUCAAAUGCUGACUGGCUGAGACAUGCUUAGACACAUCCACUAGACUGUAAAUACGACAAGCACUAAUUUCAGGUGGGUGCUCAUCAAUGCUAGUAGUAUCUGUUGUAUCUCUCAUGCCUUUUAAUGUCAAGUCUCCAAGUGACCUUCAAAGACUGUCUGAACUAUGGAGGCCCGAAUAGGGCAGAAAGCAAAGACGGAGCUUGCGACAAAAUGUGUCUCAGUUUUAACAUCAGAUCAAAGCCAUUCUGAAUGAACUUCAUAAACAAUUGUAUGAGGGCUGGUUGGGCUUGUGAAACCUGGAGCAAGCAUAAUGGACGCCAAUGCUGAAUGUUAAUCAGCUAGCCUUUAAAUUAUUUUUAAGAUAAGAAAAUACGGAACUAAAACAGUUAUUUAUAUAUGGCAGGAAUUGUGCUUUGAGUGCAAAGCUUUUAAAUGUAGCCGUGACGAACUUGGACAACUGGAAAACGUGAGAAGCGUAGUAUGGUCGGAAUUGUAGUUCGUUCAGUGUGUCAGAAGGGGAUUAGUCAGUGGAUACCUAAACUGGUGUCUCCUGGAACAAGGAACUAUCGAAAUUAGUUUUAAUGUCUGGGUGUUUUUGUACAAAUAUAAGAUGCAUAUUUCCAUAUUUCAAGUUAUACCAAAUAAACACUGUUUUGUGUGUAUUUGA